GCAGACACCAGGCUACACAUAGAAACUUAAUUCUAGAUUCUGAACAAAAUGAAAAUUAUUUCAUCAAAACGCUUUAUUUUAUUGAUUUUAGCCACUUCAAGCUUGUUAACAUCAAACAUCUUUUGUACAGAUGAAUUAAUGAUGUCUAAUCUUCACAGCAAAGAAAAUUAUGACAAAUAUUCUGAGCAUGAAGGAGACCCUAAGGGGGAAAAGGAAAGAAGUCUCAAUUUUGAAGAACUAAAUGACUGGGGUCCAAGAACUGUCAUUAAGAUGAGUGCACCCACAGUCAACAAAAUGCCACACUCGGCAGCCAACUUGCCAUUGAGAUUUGGGAGGACCAUGGAAGAAAAAAGAAGCACUGGGGCAAUGGCCAACCUGCCUCUGAGAUUUGGAAGAAAUAUAAAGGAAAGCAUCUUAAGACAUAUUCCUAACCUGCCCCAAAGGUUUGGGAGAACAACAGCCAAAAGUGUCGCCAAGAUGCUGAGUGAUUUGCUCCAACAAUCCAUGCAUUCACCAUCUGCCAAUGAGUUACUUUACUCCAUGAACUGCCAGCCUCAAGAAAUCCAGAAUCCUGAUCAAAAACACCCAUGGAGACUGGGACUCAAGGAAAUAGAUGAUGCAGAACUGAAACAAGAAAAAUAAGAAGUCUGGAGCUUGUCCCUACAGAUGAUAUAAAGCUGUGGCCUGUAGUCUGC
This is a messenger RNA of Canis lupus familiaris (dog), 695 nucleotides long. It is a transcript of the gene NPVF, whose product is annotated as neuropeptide VF precursor. Gene Ontology annotation, biological process: neuropeptide signaling pathway; negative regulation of gonadotropin secretion. Gene Ontology annotation, molecular function: signaling receptor binding. The record is from RefSeq and is marked provisional. NCBI's taxonomy places the organism in Eukaryota, Metazoa, Chordata, Mammalia, Carnivora, Canidae.